AUGGAUAAAGAUAUGGCCUGCGAGAGGUUCUCUCCUCCUUCUAUCUUGAGGAGUGUAUUAGGUGAUGAGAGUGAUAUUCUUGACCUCUUGAUUAUUGCUGUUCAUGAAACUUUCUUGAAGUCCGGCCUUGUUGGAUUCGAUUCGGUAUCUGGAACACGAGUUAAUGGACUUCAGUUCCCUGAAGAGUGGCCUUCAUCCGCUACCCCGUUGUCAGUUUCCUAUACUCUUCCGGAAGUUUUGGACAAGGAAGAUGUUUCUGAAUCAAUUGUUUUGAAUAUCCGGAGGGUGAUUAAUGGUUGUGUUGUAGUUUCAGGGUCUUUGAUAGAGAAUAGGUCAAAGUUGUAUCUGACUUUGGAUCAGAAUAGAUUUGCCCCAGUUUUGGAUUUGCUGCGGAGAAAUUGUCUUGAUGAGGAUAAGAUGAGGGAAGUUUAUAAUUUAUGGAAAACUGUCAAGGACCAGCUCGUUUUGCCAUUGUCCAUACAACUAUCCGAAAAGACUGGUGCGACCCUUCCACCAUGCUUUAUGCGCCUGUCAUCUUAUUUAAAGCGCAAGAUUUUGGAGUUACUUCCUGCCACCGAUGUUGCAAGAAUGGCAUGCGUUAGUUCAGAGAUGCAGAUUUUGUGUUCGAACGGUGAUUUAUGGAAGCAGAGGUAUGCGGAAGAGUUUGGAUAUGCCUCUGAAACACAAAGUUGUGGCAACUGGAAAAACAGAUUGGUUGGGAUUGGAAGAUUAAGAACAAUUAUAAGAAGAAGGAGACAAGAUCAGAGUCGUACCUGCAGGAUUUCUUCGACUCGAGAGGCAGUUUCACUAGCCAAUUCAGAUAUGGCCUGCGAGAGGUUCUCUCCUCCUCCUAUCUUGAGAAGUGUAUUAGGUGAUGAGAGUGAUGUUCUUGACCUCUUGAUUAUUGCUGUUCAUGAAGCUUUCUUGAACUCCGGUCUUGUUGGAUUCGAUUCGGUAUCUGCAACACGUGUUAAUGGACUUCAGUUCCCUGGAGAGAGGCCUUCAUCCGCUACCCCGUUGUCAGUUUCCUAUACUCUUCCGGAAGUUUUGGACAAGGAAAAUGUUUCUGAAUCAAUCUUUUUGAAUAUCCGGAGUUUGAUCAAUGGUUGUGUCGUAGUUUCAGGGUCUUUGGCAGAGAGUAGGUCAAAGUUGUAUCUGACUUUGGAUCAGAAUAGAUUUGCCCCGGUUUUGGAUUUGCUGCGGAGAAAUUGUCUUGAUUAG
This is a messenger RNA of Dovyalis caffra, 1221 nucleotides long. NCBI's taxonomy places the organism in Eukaryota, Viridiplantae, Streptophyta, Magnoliopsida, Malpighiales, Salicaceae. The record is from the annotation of a GenBank genome assembly.